Molecule: messenger RNA, 1959 nt
Organism: Diplodia corticola
Lineage: Eukaryota; Fungi; Ascomycota; Dothideomycetes; Botryosphaeriales; Botryosphaeriaceae
Product: wh1-domain-containing protein
Exons: 3
Coding region: 1-1959 (652 amino acids)
Biological process (GO): actin filament polymerization
Cellular component (GO): cytoplasm; actin filament
Molecular function (GO): actin binding; microtubule binding
Source: RefSeq, a predicted model, not a curated record
AUGCCUACAAUAUUGUCCGACGACGACAAGCAGGUGGUCAAGCGGACCGUGCCGAAGGGCUCCAACAAGAUCCAUGCCGUCGCUGUCGCAAAGCUCUACAUCGCAUACCCCAACCGCCACAAAUGGACCUAUACCGGCUUGCAGGGCGCCGCCGUGCUCGCCAACGACCUUGUGGGGAAUACCUUCUGGAUCAAGCUGGUUGACAUCUCGCCCUUGAACCGCGGCGUGAUUUGGGAUCAGGAGAUCUACGACACGUUCCAGUACAACCAAGACCGCACCUUCUUCCACACCUUCGAGCUCGAGCAAUGUCUUGCCGGUCUGUCAUUCGCCGACGAGAAGGAGGCGAGGCAGUUCAGGAAGAAGAUAGACGAGCGGGAGAAGAACGCGCACAAGAACACCAGGAACAAGCCUUUCGGCAUGGCGGCUGGAACCUCCAAUGGCGCGUCUACGAACGGUGGUGGCCACUCGCAUGGGAUCCUGGGCAGCCUCUUUGGUAGGCACUCGUCGAACCAGCAUCAGGAGCAGCAUUCGAUCAUUCCUCCCAAGAAACCGUCCUCCCCUGCAAGCCCGCCACCGAACCGAAACGGCAAGAGCUCGACUAUCGAUACCGCAGACCCGGCGAUGCAGCCGGUGCUUCAGGAACUCCUGCAGAUGGGUAUCACGGCCGACCAGAUUGAAGAAAAUGCCGAUUUCAUCAAGAUGUACAUUGAGCAGAAGAAAGCCAGCGAGGCUACCGCCAAUGAAUCCAAAUUGAGGGCGCCGCCGCCACCGCCUGGCGCACCCCCGGCGGCGAACAAGCUCAGUCCCCAAAACACAGGCAGCACCUCGACAUCUCGACGUGGGCCACCUCCGGCACCACCGCCAGCGCGUAGAAAGGGUGGCGCAGCUCCGGCUCAGCCAGCAUCACCUGGUCGAGAGCCAUCACCGCCAACCCAGCCAAGAUUCAGAGCGCCGCCCCCGCUUGCUGAUGCAGGCAAGUUUGCGAACCAGGCUCCUCCUCCACCGGCAAGAGCACGCGCCUCCUCGAAUGUCGCAAAUGCGGCUCCCCCGCCGCCGCCGAGAAAGGCAGAGGAAGACUCGGGCCCCAAGUUCGGAGUACCACCCCCGUUCAGUGGCCAGCGUGCUGUAUCCAGUCCAGCUCCGCCUCCUCCCCCGGCUCGUGGCCCUGUGCCUCCACCUCCGCCUGCACGCGAGACCUCUCCCGCUGCGCCGCCGCCUCCACCGCCUGCACGGGCUGUGCCCACUCCAGCCGCUCCUCCGCCGCCGCUUCCACCCAAAGUUCCGGCAGCUCCACCGUCACCAGCUGCCCUUCCUCCGCCCCCACCACCACCACCUGCUCCAUCUGGGCCACCUGCUCCUCCCCCGCCUCCUCCAUCCGCUUCACGUCCGGUUCCCGUUCCUCCGUCAGCAAGCCCCGCACCACCAGCUCCUCCACCACCUCCUCCGCCUGCUCCGACCGGUGGCGCACCCCCGCCGCCACCGCUCCCUCCAACUGGAUCUCCGGCCGCUGCUCCUCCGCCGCCACCUCCUCCGCCACCCGCUCCAAGCGGCGGAGCUCCUCCCCCACCUCCCCCGCCGCCACCGCCUCCGAGUGGAGGCGCUCCUCCGCCCCCUCCGCCCCCUCCGCCAGGAGGAGCCGGUGGUCCUCCCGCGCCACCACCACCGCCUCCCGGAGGCGCACCCGCGCCCAAGAUGCCCGCGCCAGCCGGCGGCGGCGGCAGAGACGAUCUUUUGGCCAGUAUCCGCGGUGGAGCCAGGCUCAAAAAGGUUUCGGACACGGAGAAGAAAGACCGCAGUGCGGCGGCGGUGCCUGGCAGCAGCUCCUCACCUCCCCCGACUGCCGGAGGUGGCAGUGGUGGGGGUGACGGUGGCGGAUUGGCGAAUGCAUUGGCUAGUGCUCUUGCGGCGAGGAAGAGCAAGGUCAGCCACAGUGACGAUGAGGAUGAUGACGACUGGUGA